This is a messenger RNA of Myotis lucifugus (little brown bat), 1443 nucleotides long. It is a transcript of the gene NEMP2, whose product is annotated as nuclear envelope integral membrane protein 2. Gene Ontology annotation, cellular component: nuclear envelope. Lineage: Eukaryota; Metazoa; Chordata; Mammalia; Chiroptera; Vespertilionidae. The record is from RefSeq and is a predicted model, not a curated record.
AUGUGGAAGUCGGACGGCGAAGGAGGCGGAAAGGAAAAGCGCGGAUUCAUCUGGAACCUGGUGUUGGUGGAGGGCUCUGCCGACGCCCCGGCCCCCAGCAAGAUGAACACGAUCACCAGCGCAGACCUGCUCAGUGUGGCGUAUAUCACAAGAAAACACAACUGCCAGGACCCAGGGACCAUCCUUUCUCUGAUCAAGUGUGAGAUCCACGCGUUCUGGACCCCGAGCGAGUCUCAUGAAAUAUCCGUGAGCAUCCGCCCACACGGGGAGACCGUGUGCUUCUCCGUGAAGCCGGCCGGGAGGCACACGGUGCAGGUGACUCGCAGGGUUGUGGACUUCGGGCUCGUCCUCCUGUUCGUGGCCGGCAUCGUCCUCUUCCGCCUGGCGGAGCGCUUGAGUCAGAGCCCCGCUUUCUAUUACUCCCUGGGGACGGCGCUCGGCGUCCUGAUGACACCGGUCUUCCUCCUGCUGCUGGCGAGAAGGUGCAUCCGUAAGUGCAGCACCUUUGGGGCUGUGAUGGUUGCUUGUUGGCUUGCUUCAGUGUAUGUGGUGGGCCAGUGGAUGGAGCACCUGCCGUGGCUGUGGGGUGAGCACAGGAUGCAUGUCGUAGGGUACGCUGACGAGACCACGCCUUGGAUUUUUCCAGUUCCCCCUCUGUGGUGCUACGUCUUGACAGUUGGGUCUCUCAGCUUUGCUGCCUGUUACAGACGCGGGCCCCUGGUCAAGGAGAGGAGCCAGCGCCUCCUGGCGUGGACGCUGCGGCUCCUGGCCCUGGCCCUGACCUGCGGCGGCGCCCCCGUGCCCCAGGCCGCGUGGACCGCCGUCGGCCUCAUGCUGCUGCCCCGGGGUCUGCACUGCCCGGUGAGAGCCCUCAGGAACGUGAAGAAGUGGCUGACGUCCCGAAGGCUGGCGUUCAGGUACCUGACUGAGGAGGAGUACCGGGAGCAAGCUGCCGCCGAGACCACCCGGGCCCUGGAGGAGCUGCGCCAGGCCUGCCGCCGGCCCGACUUCCCGUCCUGGCUGGUCAUGUCCAGGCUCCAGGCGCCGAAAAAGUUUGCAGACUUCGUCCUUGGAGGAAGCCACUUGUCGCCCGAAGAAGUGCGUCUUCACGAAGAGUACAGCCUGGGGGGCGCCCUCCUGGAGGAGCAGCUCUUUAACCAGGGGCAGGGGCAGCGGCCUGAGUGUCCUGCCCCUGCCCCCUGCCCCGCCUGUACCCGGGUAGAUGAGCACUCCGUGAAGCAGCUCUGUCCUUGGGGAGGUGAGCUUCAUGCCUCCAGCCGCCAGAGGUGCAGCCGGGGCCUCCCGGAGCCCUUGGCCGGCCGCUGCUUGUGCCAGUGCCUCACCAAGCUCACUGUCGUCAGCAGAGACCUCCUAGUGAAGGGGCUGGCGACAGGGAUGAGCCGAUCAUCUCAGCACAUCACAAGCACGCGGGGCUACGGGUGA